Molecule: messenger RNA, 4153 nt
Organism: Mesocricetus auratus (golden hamster)
Lineage: Eukaryota; Metazoa; Chordata; Mammalia; Rodentia; Cricetidae
Product: zinc finger protein 420
Exons: 7
Coding region: 1159-3465 (768 amino acids)
Biological process (GO): regulation of cytokine production; negative regulation of transcription by RNA polymerase II; regulation of immune system process
Source: RefSeq, a predicted model, not a curated record
GGGGCGGCCCGGGGAAGUCAGCCGCCAGCAGCAGCGCAGUGUGGCCGGAGCCGAGGCCCCGGGGACCCUGGAACCUCCCCCACCCGCGGCCCUGGCACCUCGUGGGUUAGAAGGGGCUGCGGGGCUGGGGCCUGCGGGAGCGGAGCUGGGGUGCGCUCGCAGGCGAACCUGCUCUUCGGAUUCCGUCGCGGGAACCUUAGCCAUUGUCGGGAAGCUCGCGAUCCUGUGAACGGGGCGGGGGCUUGUCGCGCUUGUUUCAUUUAUCCUAUGGCUGUCAUAGGAAUAUUUUCGUGGCGUGACCUGGUAGAGCGUUUGCAUUCUAUGCUGUCUGCAGACACGGUUCUCUUCGCUGCUAUCAUUGCAGCAGCAGCUGCGAAGCUCCUCAGGCAUGCUUUCCCUGGCAAGCAGAGAGCUCAGUAGCAGUCGCGUGAGGGACCCGUGCGGAUUUGAUCGAAAUCAGAAACGACGCCGUGACAGGACAAGACAGGGCAGAGGUCCCUCCAUCUUGUACUCUUGCCGAGGCCGUUUCCAGGGUGAACUAGAAAUCUGAUUUCCUUGAUGGAGGGUCCCCAUGGAAAACUAGCCAACUCAACUCCAGGAACCAGGGGUCGGAUUGUCCUAGCUAACCUGCCUUGCUCAGCCUCUGUUCAAACUGCGUGUUUACGGAGAACAUCCUCCUGCUAACCUUUUACCUUAGCCGUCCAUGUGUGCCGGAUCCGCCUCAGGCAGGAUUUGAUAGCACUCCGUGCUGUGACUGUGGACUCCUUUCUUGCUGCAGGAGUGGCAGCCUAGACCCUGCUCGCAGCGUUCCUCACAGAGAUCUCCCGUCGAAGUACAACAGUCUGGUUUCCGUGGGCGUCGGCCUUUUCCCUGUUUGGUCCAUGGAAAGCUCCAGGUGCUUCCUGAAGACUCUCUUUCCAUUAGGCAGGUCUCACACUGCUCAACCUGUGCUGCUCACCUGUCCAGACAAUAAGCUCCGGAUCCUGUAGAGAGAGAAGACUGUACCAAAGGAGCCGGUGCCGUUCAGAAUCUACAUCCCUAUGACUGUAUGUGGACUUGUUUCCCCCUGCGCUACUCUGCAGGCUUCCCAGUUCACUGGAAUUAAGAGUUUGGGUGUUUGUUCCUGAGACAGAAACUCCGAGAAGAGCAACAGGAAGAAUGGAUGAUUCUUCUGUAAAUGCACCCCAGGGUCUGCUGACAUUCAGCAAUGUGUCUGUGGACUUUUCCCAGGAAGAGUGGGAAUGUCUAGACUCUUCUCAAAGGGCUUUGUACAUGGACGUAAUGUGGGAGAAUUACAGCAAUCUAGUUUUUGUAGAGAACCAUUGCAUAUGUGGUAAAUAUGAGAAGGUCUUGGAUCAAGGCUCAAAGCAUACUGUCCAUCAGCAUGUGAAUACCCAAGAGAUGUGUGACAAAUGGUAUGAGCUUGACAAAACGAUUCAUGAAUCCUCCCAAGAUAUGCCUUAUAACGUAAGUGGUACUACAGAAAAUUGCAAGGACUACAGAAGUGGUAACCAUAGGGAUGCCUCUAUUGAAUCAUCAAACGCAAGGUUUGGGAACACUGCGGAAGAACAAUACAGACAUCAAGAUUAUGGGGAGUGUUUAAAUAUGUGCCCUAUUAUUAACCAAUAUCAACGAAUCCAAACUGCGAAGAAAGAACACAAAAUUACAGAGUAUGAUGAAUUUUUUGACUAUAACCAUGAACUAAAGGUGCAACAAAUCCAUAGUGGAGAAAAACCAUACCAAUGCAGGAAAUGUGGAAAAUAUUUCAGGACCUAUUUCAGCCUCAGUAGACAUCAGAGAACUCACCCUGGAGAUAAACGCUAUAAAUUUACAGACUGUAGUAACUCCUUUCUCUAUUUGUCACACCACAAAGUACAUUACAACAUCCAUUAUGGAGAAAAAUCCUACAAAUGUACAGAAUGUGGCAAGUGCUUUUAUUAUACAUUGGGCUUUAAAAGACGUUACAGAAUUCACACUGGAGAGGAGACUUACAAAUGUAAUGAUUGUAGAAAACCGUUUAUCUGCUGCUUAGGUCUUAGAAAAUAUCAGAAUAUUGGUGGAGGAGGAAGACCUUAUGAAUGUAAACAAUGUAGUAAGUCCUUCUAUACAUUGUCACACCUUGAAUACCAUUACAGGACUCACAGAGGAAAGAAAAUUUAUAGAUGCAAUGAAUGUGGUAAAUCCCUUUCCACCUCCUCAGGUCUGCAAAGACAUAGAAGAAUUCAUACAGGCGAAAAGGCUUACAUAUGUGAUGAGUGUGACAAGUGCUUUAUCCAGAAGUCCCAACUUAAAACACAUCAAAAAAUUCACACAGGAGAGAAGACUUACAAAUGUAGUGAGUGUGAGAAAUGUUUUUCUGUUGGUGCAUCCCUUAGAAUACAUCAGAGAAUUCACACAGGAGAGAAACCUUACAAAUGCAGUGAGUGUCACAAAUGCUUUAUCCAGCAAGCCCACCUUAGAAGACAUCAGAAAACUCAUACAGGGGAGAAACCUUACAAAUGUAGCGAGUGUGAGAAAUCCUUUACUGUUGGCUCAGAUCUUAGAAUGCAUCAGAAAAUUCAUACAGGAGAGAAACCUUACAAAUGUACUGAGUGUGACAAAUGCUUUAUCCAGAAAGCCAAGCUUAAAAAACACCAGAGAAUCCAUACGGGAGAGAAACCUUUCAAAUGUGGUGAAUGUGAGAAAUCCUUUACUGUUGGCUCAGAUCUUAGAACACAUCAGAAAAUUCACACUGGAGAGAAGCCUUACAAAUGCACUGAGUGUGACAAGUGCUUUAUCCGGAAAGCCAACCUUGGAAGACACCAGAGAAUCCACACAGGAGAGAAACCUUACAAAUGUAGUGAAUGUGAGAAAUGCUUCAUCCAGAAAGCCAAUCUUAGAACUCAUCAGAGAAUCCACACAGGGGAGAAACCUUACACAUGUAAUGAAUGUGGGAAAUCUUUCACCGUUGGCUCAGAUCUUAGGAAGCAUCAGAAAUGUCACACUGGAGAAAAACCUUACAAAUGCACCGAAUGUGACAAAUGUUUCAUCCGGAAAGCCCACCUUAGAAGACACCAGAGAAUCCACACGGGAGAGAAACCUUACAAAUGUAGCGAGUGUGGGAAAUGCUUCAUCCAGAAAGCAAAUCUUAGAACUCAUCAGAAAGUCCAUACAGGAGAGAAACCUUACAAAUGUAGUUACUGUGAGAAAUGCUUUAUCCAGAAGGACCAUCUUAGAACACAUCAGAGACUUCAUACAGGCGAGAAGCCUUACAAGUGUAGUGAGUGUGAUAAAUCUUUUGCUGGUGGCUCAGUUCUUAGAAAACAUCAGAAAAUUCAUACUGGAAGAAACCUUACCGAUACAGUAAAUUUGACUAAUUCCUUAUCCAGAAAGCCAACCUUAGAACUCAUCAAGGAAUUGAUACAGGAGAGAAACCUUAUAAAUGCAAUGUAUAUGGCAAACUCUUUACCUGUCUCUCAGGUCUAAGAAAACAUCAGAAAAUACAUACUAAAGAAAAAACUUUCCAUUGAAAGUCAUAUGGCAUAUGCUUUAUCCAAACUCUGCCCUUAUGAGCCAUUACAGCAUCCACACUGGGGAAUCAAUAUGUACAUGAGAAAUGUGUGAAAGCCUCUGAAUAAUGUUCGAAUCUUAGAAAACAAAAUCCAUACUUUAUACUGAGGAAAAAUUCUGCAAAUGUGAUAUUGCAGGAAAAUUUUCAUUAAAACAUUUUGCUUUCUCACCUUCAAAUAAUUCAUUAUGAAUACAAAAUGGAGAAACCUGAAGAAUGUGCUGUUGUUUGGCAGUUUUCUGGAGCCUGAAACAUUUCAUCUUGUAGGGAAGCUGAUUAAGACAGUAAAUAAAUCAAUAAAAUAGCUUCGUGAAGUCCCUGAAACUGUCAGGAAUCACUGUGUUUAAUUCUGUUGAAGAAGCCUAAACCAGUCUUUCUGUUUAGAAGAGGCUUUGAUGAAUUGAGCCAGUAAGAUACAAUGCCCUUUGACAUAAAGGUAUGCCUGCAGGUGUGUAGUAUUCGCUGGAUGUCCAAUGUUCAUAAGCUGUAUUUCAUGCUGGCUUGGCAUUUCAUGAUGACAACUGUCUUUCACUUUUGUCCCUGUAAGCAACUCCAUUCCCAUUAUUUGUGCAAGUAACCCCAAUAAAGGCUGUUGGUUCAACACGA